CAACAUUGGUUUCAUAAAACACAAACUAAACUCUCUAACCUAUACAUACAAUAAUAAUAGUGUCGAAUAUGUCGUUGUUUUGUGUGGACUUUUAAAAGUGUUCACUUUAUUAUGAAAUAUAAAGAGAGAAUUCAAAUGUAAUCAUUGCCAAGAUGCCUCCAAAACAGAGGAAAAUUGCUAUUAUGGGCUACAGAUCAGUUGGUAAGUCAUCGUUGAGCAUUCAGUUCGUCGAUGGACAAUUCGUUGAUUCUUAUGAUCCAACGAUAGAAAACGUGUUUACAAAAACAACCCGUAUACGUAGUCAGGAUUAUGACUUGAAACUUGUUGACACUGCUGGUCAAGAUGAGUACUCUAUAUUCCCUGCACAAUAUUCAAUGGACAUACAUGGCUAUGUUCUUGUAUAUUCCAUUACUUCACUCAAGUCAUUUGAAGUUGUGCAAGUCAUUUAUGAAAAGUUGCUCGACAUGAUGGGGAAAAUACAGGUACCUAUCGUAUUGGUCGGGAACAAAACUGAUCUUCAUAUGGAAAGAAUGAUAAGCUCCGAAGAAGGUAAAAGGUUAGCCAUCUCGUGGAAAGCUGCCUUUAUCGAAACGUCAGCCAAACAAAAUGAGUCAGUAGCCGAUGUGUUUCAUACUAUGUUGCUGGAGAUCGAAAAGGCAAACGGAAACGUAUCCGAAAAACCUAACUGUUCCAUCUCAUGAAUGACUACUUGUGCAAUGAAUGACCGCUUAAAGACACAUCUUGAUCAAGACCUAGUUGUAAGUAAUUCAGACUUUGAUAUUCUUCAUAUCGGAGAUUUACUUUUGUUCAGGGUAUUAAGUUAGCUUGAUCAACCAUAUCAAACUGAUUUUUUUUUAAUACUUAAUUUUGAUAUUGUGUUAAAGAAAUUUUUCUGAGCCUCGCUGAAUAUGCAAUGAAUGCAUAUAUAUAUACAAUAAUGCUAGUCCAAUUACAAACAGACCAUUCGUAUUUAAAGCUUCAAGAGAGUUAGAAGUUUGUCGUGAUGUGUGUUUUAAAUAAUUGCUAGUUAUCGUGAUUGUAGUUAGCUAAGACCAAAAUGUUUACUUUACUUCUGUCUUUUCUAUGAGAGUGAAGUUCCGAUUGAAGUGUGUACGUUUUCAAUUGUUCAUCAGUUUUUACUUAAAGUUUUUUAUUAGUCCUAAUAAAAAAUAUUAAGAAAGAAAGAAAAUCUUAGCUAGUCAAAAUGUCAAAGGACUUAAUGAAAGAUUUCAUUAUAUCGUAAUGAUUUUGAUUUAUAUAAUUUAAGCAAACUAUUUGUUUUUAUAUUAAAAAAAUGUUAACCAAUUAUAAAAUCAUAUUCAUGUAUGAAUAUUAUUAUAUUGUGGAUUAUUUUUUUAUUAUAAUUUAAAUAUAAAACUGUCUUAUAUUUAUUGAUUUAAAAAUGGUUGAAUCAGACAUAUUUUAUUAUUAUAUAUUUUUGAACUCUUGUUUGAAUGACUUGUUUGUUGUUUUAUUUAUUAAUGGAUAUUUAAGUAAUACUUGCAUGUUAUUUUCUAUAAUCUUGUUUGGUUGUUUAUUACCACUAUUUUAAUAAGAGUUAAAGGAUUUUAUGUAAUAUACAUAAUAUAUACAUAUAUAUAUAAUUAUAAUAUAUUUACUAUAUAUUUAUUUGUAUAUUUUUUUGUGAGAAAGUGAUAAUGUGCAACUUCAAUCCGAUACUAUGUUUGAAGGUUUGCUAUCUAUCACUUGAAAAAGAUAUAUGUACAAUUUUUGUUAAUAUUGUUAAAAUUGUAAAAAAAUUAUAUAAAUAAAGAUAAUAUAUAGAUGUUCUACAUUUGAACUUUUGCAUUUAUAAGAGAAUUAUAAAAUAAAAUUCAGAAUUG
Nezara viridula (southern green stink bug) is the source of this 1844-nucleotide messenger RNA. NCBI's taxonomy places the organism in Eukaryota, Metazoa, Arthropoda, Insecta, Hemiptera, Pentatomidae. The record is from the annotation of a GenBank genome assembly.